ACUUCUGCUUCCAUCCGUUCUCGUACUUCGUAACAUUUUGUGUUUUUGUCUGGCUAACUGCGCGUUUUUAUUAAAGGUCUUAGCUCCUUCCAAAUUUUUCUGCUACCUCAAACUGCUUAAGUCGUCAUAGUGACGUUACAAUUGUUCUUUGUGUCUAGUGCUUCAUAUAACAACUGUUCUCGUCUAUAUUGAUAGAAGUUCCAAGUAUUCACUUCGUCUGUUUCGAAGAAAUCAUGAACCGCAGCCGACCAAUGGGAGCAUUAGGUGGAGGAGGCUGGGAAGCAGGUUCUCUUCCUGGGGCAGCUGUCAAUGAACGAUCUUCAAAUCAUAGUAAAAAAGAUAAAGUUUUGGCAGACAUGUAUGAAAUGUUCUUAGACACACUUGAGGCAGAGGUCAUUGAGUGUGUGGUCCAGUCCUGUGAAUUCAACCAUAAAAAGUCUAUGGAUGCUCUUAUGGAAAUGGUGGGGACCUCUCAACUCAUGUCACAAUCCUCUCAGUCUUCACCGGCAAAAACAAAUUCUUCUACUCCAUCUUCACAAGGAAUGAUGAAGCCUUUGGAGCAUGUUGAGAAAACACCACCUACCCAACUCUCAAGCAAUUCAUACCAUCUGGAUGAAAAAGGAUCAUCAACAAGACAUGUUUUUCCAGAUGGAAAGAAGCCCUUGCCAGUGUCUAUGCUUUCGUCAAGGUACCAUCCUCAGAUUGAAAAUAAGCAGUUGCCACAACCUGUUAAUGGUUAUGGAAGACCAAGAAAUGCUCCUGGCCCACCGGCUCUUAAUAACUAUUUCCCAGCUAGGAAAAAGAAAAUUUCAGAUCCUUACUCUGGAAAUGAAGUAGCCCAGGUGAAGUGGCACAUAGAAAAUGGAUACAGGAUAAUGGUUUUAAUGCGAGGAUGUCCAGGAUCAGGAAAAUCAUAUUUAGCUAGAGGACUGGUGGUUUCAUAUGGAGGAGAUCCUAAAGAUUUUAUCUUUUCAACCGAUGACUAUUUUAUCAGAAAUAAUGUUUAUAGAUUUGAUCCCAUGUUACUAAAUGAUGCUCAUGGAUGGAAUCAGCGACAGUGUCUGAAUAAAGCAAGGGAGGGCCGCAGCCCUAUUAUUAUUGACAAUACCAACACCCAACUUUGGGAAAUGACAGUUUAUGCAACUAUUGCUGUUAACCAUGGAUAUUCUAUUGUUAUUCUUGAGCCAGAGACUCCUUGGUUUGAAAACUUAAAUGAGUUGGCCAAACGAAACAAACAUGGAGUACCCAAAGAUAAGAUAAGAGCUAUGUUAGAGCGAUAUGAGAAAAAAAUUACUGUGGAAGCACUUUUAAAUUCUACAGGUUUAAAAUAUACCAAACCACCGCCACAGCUAGCGGAACAGUCUAUUAUUAAGCUGGGUGCUUCUAAAAUUGAAAAACAGCAUGGUUCUAAACUUGUAAAACAGGAUAGCACUCAAGUAUUUAGUUCUAAAUCUAGCCCUUAUAAAAGAAGUGAACACAUGGAGUUAAAUAGUGCGUCAUCCAACUCUCCAACAGGAGAAUUUUAUUUUGGUCCUAAUACCUACAAACGUGUUGAUUUAUUCCCCUCAAAUUCUGGUAAUCAAGAGACAAGAGACCAAAAUAAUGGUACUAGAGAGAGAAAUCUAGAAUUGUUUUCAGGAGGAUUCACAAAAAGGUUUGUGCCCACCAAAAGUGAUGAGCAAAAUUUAAAUGAAACUAGCUAUGUUCCAACAAGAAGUAAAGAAUCAGAUACAGAUCAGAUAGAUCCUUCAUCUGUAAAAAUAGAUUUGAGUGUUAAAGAAAGUGUGGCUACCAGUUUAAAUAGUCCUUCCAGGCAAGGCAACGUUUUGCAGAAAGAUGUUUUGGAGUACAAUUUCCCACUAUCUGUGGAUUCAUUAAGAGCAGUACAAUCUUCUGAACAUAAAUUAACCACGCCAGCAGUCGAAAAUGAAAAACCUGUAAAUAUUCUGGAGGGCGAAGAGAACUUGGAUUCACCUAUGAAAGUUGUUUCAUCUGGUGAUAGCAUUGAUAGCAAUUCACAAGAUGCUGAACUAAUAAAAUUUGAAGAAGAUUGCAAUCCCAUUGGAGGGUCAGCAGAUUCCUUUGAUUUUAAAUCACUGUCUGACCUAAAAGAAAAGUCCAGCAGUGUGUUCAGUCUAUCAUCCUUUAAUAAUUUACAAAUGGAUAAUGCCAAAGAUGAGACUGUCAGUAAAAACCCUAAUGCACUACUGAGGUUGUCAUCCUUGAGUGACCUUUUAACUGAUGAGCCAAGCAAAUGGAGUGGUAGUCCAGACAUGGGUCAUAAUAAAAGUGUUGCUCCAAAUGAAGCAGUUUAUCUGAAAUCUGCUCCAAAGCCACCCCGUUCAUUCAGUAUGAAAAAUAUUCAGGACUAUUGUAAUUCUGUUAAAGACAUGAAUGCUGCAUCAGAUAAUGAAGCAAGUAGCUGGUCAUUUUCUGAAAAUAGUGCAGUGACAUGGCAACCCAUUGAAGCAGAAGUUUUUCAAAAAGAGAAGACUCAAAGUCCCACACAUGUUUCAUGUAAUACUCAACGAUUCAAAUUCAAGAAAUUUGAUGGGAUAGAUAAAGGAACCAAUACUAACCAUGCAGAUUUUUGUCUUCUCAGUAACAACUCUUCAGGUCCCUUAGAAGAUGGAGUAACCUUCUUAGAAACGACAGACCGAGACAUAAAUGAAGGAAGAAUUUUGUCAAACACCAAAAUAUCCCUGAAGCUUAUGCUUGACAAGGGUACUUAUACUGAAAAUGAUUUUGAAGUUGAAGACCCAAAGUCUAAAAGUAAACAAGAGAAGAUCAAAGAACUUGUGCGUUUAUUUCCUAACAGAUCUACUGCUAGUAUAAAAGAACUCUUAAAACAGUGUAACUGGGAUUUGAAUUAUGUUUCAAAUAUUCUUUUGGAUGAUACUGACAGUCCUAUUGCUUCUUUUGUAUCUGAUGAAAAUAAUGAUGCAGACUCUGAGAUAGAAUCUUCAGCUGAAGAACAAUCAGAGGAUAGUGAUGCAGAUAAGGAGGAUGCAACAGUCACCCCUGAACCUACAUGUGAAGACGUUUUGCCAACUCGUAAUGCUCAAGAGGAAGCUGAAGAAGUCAAAAGACACAUUGAGAAAAGCUUUGACUUUAAUGAGAGAUGCUACUCUCCUCAUACUUUGGCUAUUAAAAACUUAAGACGGGGCAUGAGAGAAGGAGCCAUACCAAAAACCUUACCCAUACCCCUUGGUGAAUCUGAAAUUUCAACCAUUGAAUCCACGCAAGAACCUUCAACUUCAGAUAGCAGUGAUGAGGGGAGUGAAACACUUGAGUUCAUUGUUGGUAAGGAUUUUAUCCAGCAAUUGGUAGACAAAUUUGGCAGAUCUAAUGUGAAAAGCAAAGGUACAAUAUUUAUUAAGUUUAUUACC
Messenger RNA from Frankliniella occidentalis (western flower thrips), 3389 nucleotides. RefSeq names its product NEDD4-binding protein 2-like. NCBI's taxonomy places the organism in Eukaryota, Metazoa, Arthropoda, Insecta, Thysanoptera, Thripidae. The annotation marks the transcript as partial. The record is from RefSeq and is a predicted model, not a curated record. Gene Ontology annotation, molecular function: ubiquitin binding. The transcript has 3 exons.